Molecule: messenger RNA, 2768 nt
Organism: Cucumis melo (muskmelon)
Lineage: Eukaryota; Viridiplantae; Streptophyta; Magnoliopsida; Cucurbitales; Cucurbitaceae
Product: linoleate 13S-lipoxygenase 2-1, chloroplastic-like
Exons: 8
Coding region: 95-2578 (827 amino acids)
Biological process (GO): lipid oxidation
Molecular function (GO): oxidoreductase activity, acting on single donors with incorporation of molecular oxygen, incorporation of two atoms of oxygen; protein binding; metal ion binding
Source: RefSeq, a predicted model, not a curated record
CAAUUAAAUUGAAACUUCAAUCUAUAAAUAUGGUAAGAGUUGUUGGUAGUUAAACACCAUCACACAAGAAAGAUUAUUACCACCAGCAGAGGUAAUGGCUGCUAACAUCAUUGCAAUUGCUUCUGUGAUACCCAAAAUCAACGAAAAGUUUCCUUCCGAUGAUACUCUCUUUCUCCAGUUUGCUAGCUGCGAUUUGGACGCAGAUGGACUGCUGAAACCGUUGAUCGGAGGUGAGGCAGAAUUAAUCAAGAAUGAAUCUACAGAGCAGAAGUACAAAUAUGUUGCUAAAAUUGAAGUUCCCAAAGGUUUUGGAGAAAUUGGAGCUGUGAUUGUCGAAUUGAAAGACGACUCGCCUGAGAAAUUUAUCGAUACUGUUGUUGUUGCAAAUCCAACAUCUCAUAACACAAUCACCUUCAGCUGUACCUCAUGGGUCCAACCCAAAAAUCUCAUUCCUGACCAACGCAGGAUUUUCUUUUCCACUAAGUCCUAUUUGCCGGAAGAGACGCCAGCAGGGCUGGUGAAGUUGAGAGCAGAGGAUCUUGAGAAUUUGAGAGGCCAAAAAGAAGAUGGAACAGUGGAUACGAAUCAGCGCAAGGCGUUUGAAAGGAUUUACGAUUACGAUGUGUACAAUGACCUUGGAGAUCCCGACGUAGACACGAAAUGGAAAAGGCCUGUUCUUGGUGGUUCAGUUCAAUAUCCUUACCCUCGACGUUGUAGAACUGGUCGUCCUGCUACCGUAUCAGAUCCAAAGUCAGAGCAAAGGAGUGCAGAAAGCUUUUAUGUUCCAAGAGAUGAAGCAUUCUCAGAAGUGAAGCAGAAAAUGUUCCCAACAAACCCUGGGAAGAAAGAUAAGUUAGGAGCAAAGCCUUUCACCGACUUCACUCAGAUUGACUUAAUGUUCAGAGAUGGCAUUGCACCACCAUCCAAUCCCCAUGAAAUUCUUCAAUUUAACAUCAUCUCCACACUUAAUGCAUCAAAUCAACCUUCUGUUCAGCCCACUCCUGUUCAACCCGACACACCUGUAAUCAAAUUCCCACCACCUGAGGCUCUCAAAAGAGACAAGUUCAACUGGCUUAGUGACGGUGAGUUUGCAAGACAAACAAUUGCGGGUCUUAAUCCCUAUUGUAUACAGUUGGUCAAGAGUUGGCCUUUGAAGAGUGAGCUGGACCCUGAGGAAUACGGACCUCAAGAAUCGGCAUUCACCACGGAUUUGGUUCAAAAAUUAAUAGGAAGUUCCCUCACUGUUGAAGAGGCAAUAGCGCAAAAGAAGUUGUUCAUAUUGGAUUACCAUGAUACUUUGAUGCAAUAUGUAGAGAAAGUAAGAAGCAUUAAGCGGACCACACUAUAUGGAUCAAGAACCUUGUUCUUCCUAAACUCUGAUGACACUUUGACUCCCUUGGGUAUUGAGCUAACUCGGCCACCAAUGGCUGGAAAGCCCCAAUGGAAACAAGUUUUCUCACCAAGCACUCAAGCCACAAAUGCCUGGCUAUGGAGGCUUGCUAAAGCCCAUGUUCUUGCUCAUGAUUCUUGUGUUCACCAACUCGUUAUUCAUUGGCUUAGAACUCACUGUUGCAUGGAGCCAUAUGCAAUCGCCUUAAACAGACAACUGAGUACUAUGCACCCAAUUUAUAGAUUACUGCAUCCUCAUUUUCGAUUCAAUAUGCGUAUCAACUCAAAUGCUCGUGAAAUUCUAGUCAAUGCCGGAGGCAUCAUUGAAAGCACAUUCUCUGCUGGAGGUUAUUCCAUGGAAUUUAGUUCUUUGGUGUAUAAGAGGGAGUGGCAAUUUGAUACACAAGCACUCCCUGAGGACUUAAUUCGCAGGGGAAUGGCGGAAAGAGAUGCAAGUGCACCACAUGGUCUGAAGUUGGCCAUCGAAGACUACCCUUUUGCCAACGAUGGUUUGAUCCUAUGGGACGCUUUAGUGGAAUGGAUAUCAGCAUAUGUGAACCACUAUUACCCUGAUGAGAAAGCGAUAAAGAACGAUAAAGAGUUGAAAGCUUGGUGGAAAGAAAUCAAGGAAAAGGGACAUCCAGAUAAAAAGAAGGCAGCAGGAUGGCCAUCACUAAAAACCCCCCAAGACUUAAUUCAGAUUGUGUCAACAAUAGCAUGGGUAGGAUGUGGGCACCACACUGCUGUCAACUUCAUUCAAUAUGCACAUGCUGGCUAUUUUCCAAACCGACCCAGUAUUGCAAGGACAAACAUGCCCACAGAAGACUUUGACCAAAUUCCAGAAGAGUUUAUAAACAAUCCUGAAAGUGUGAUACUUGAAGCCUUCCCUUCAAUAGCUCAGGCUUCAACAGUGGCACAAACUAUGUUGAUAUUGUCAGCACAUUCUCCGGAUGAAGAGUAUAUUGGGAAGAAGAUAGAGCCAGCCUGGGCUGAGGACCCCACGAUAGCCAGAGCCUUUGACAAGUUUAAAAUGAAGUUGGAUAAACUAGAAAAGACAAUUGAUCAAAGGAAUGAGAACAGUGAAUUGAAGAACAGGCGUGGAGCUGGGCUUGUGCCUUAUGAGGUUCUUAAACCAACUUCAGGUUUUGGGGUCACAGGAAAGGGAGUUCCAUACAGUGUUUCCACUUGAUCAAUCACUUGUCUUCUCUUCUUCGUAUUCCUUGUCUUUCAGCCUUAAUUUGCUCUUUUGAUUUUUAUUUGGAAACAAUAAGAUGUCAUUUUCAUUUUGUCCUCAGUGUCUUUGCCUCAUGAGCAUGGUUUUAUUAAAAUCAUUUAAAUACCAAGUAAUUUAUAUAUCCAUUACAUUCCAUUUUUCUUCA